AUGCAGCGUAGGAUGACAAGGACCAGGCAACUGCGCUCAGCGGUGAGUUCAAAUUAUAUACAGAAACUAGGGUUUAUCUGUUCGUGAAUGUUUGGAGUGUCACUAGAUGAUCCGUCCAAGGUUUUCUAGACAUUUUAUACGCAAGAUGAUUAUUUUUUCUUCCGAAAGUAUCGAUCAGAUUGUGGAUUUUCUUUUGAGCGCGGGAAUGUCAGUCUUCCCGCCAAAUUGACAGGGCUUACUAAGGAAAGAAUUAAUUGGCUAUUAAUCUAAGCCAAUAAGAUUUGCUCUAUUAUUGUACCAAACAUGGCGAACGGGAAAUCAACCGCCAUCAUGGUGCAACAGUGUGAGAGCGUAACACGCUGUCACACUGUUGUACCCUGAUGGCGGUUGAUUUCCUGUUACAAAUAAAUCAGGGAAGAAGUAAAGAGGGAAUCUAUGGUGGACUGUCACUCGUUACAUAAAGGAAAAGUCGUUAUUUUGGAGUGGCCAAGCAAUAGACUGACUAGAGUACUCAGCUGGAGGUAAAUUAAUCUUAAGCUUAUUUUUUGAUAGCAGAAAUGGAUUUAUUCUACCCUGGGUGCCAGAGCGAUAUUUUUUAGCGAAGCUGCGAUUGUGAGCGACGAAGCCGCGAUCGAGAUCGUUUCCGAACGUAAUUUCUAAUUGUGUAGGUGCUGUAAACAAGAAGACCUUCGUUAGCUUGUUUCGGCACUUUCGUCCUUGUUUAAUAGGCCUAACUUUUUUAUUUAAAUUCAGGAGUGACCAGAGCUCUCAAGUCUCACAGUUUUGCCGUGAGACACGGUUUUUAGGGCAAUCCCACGGUCUCACGAUGAGACACAAAAAUAUCACGGUGAACAAAUUCACAAGCCGAUGGAAUACACUUUCCUUGAAUAUUUUCAAUUUUGCUUUGUAAAAUUUUUGACAAGACAUAGGCCUCAAAACGGUGAUGGACGAAACAUUGACCCCCAGUCCAUGGAGUACCCUAAAUUACAUAAUACCUCAAGUUAUUCUCGCAUUUUGAUUAGUUCUUGCUUAGGCCUGUACCCGUUUUAAACGUCGAAUUUCACAUGUGGCAAAAUUAUCUAAAUUUAUGCUGAUGAGAAAAAUCUAUUGUUUUCGCUCAUUUGCAUUAGAUUCGGCACAUGUGAAAUUUGACGUUUAAAACGGGCCUUAGGAUCUACCAGAGGACAGACGAACGAAUGAUGUCAUCCUUUCAAAGGGAAACAGGUUGUUUUGCCCCAGGUCGUUUCGCCACAACUCAAAGUAGCUUUGCCCCAACUUAAAGACGUUUCGCCCCAACUUUAAAGUCAUUUUGUUUAAAGUAAUUUGUAACAUAUUUACAAAUUACUAGACGAAUAAAAUGUCACAUUGUUAAGAUGAGGCUGUUGGUGAUGUUUUACUCUCCCCAAUCUCUCUUUCCCGCCCACACCAUGUUGAUGAUGCGCUGGUUGAUCGAUGGCCGAUCGUAUAAUCUUUGUAAAACUUAAUUACUGGUAAUGCUUAAUAAACCUUCCAUGGCCUUUUACCUGUAGAGUAUCAAAUGCCAUUUAAACCUGUUUUUUUAAACAUUUGCGUGGUUAAAGAGCCAUUGAGUCUAAAUUUAUUUUUUAGAUUGCACACGUAGAAAUUUUUGAGAAUUAUAUACUAGGUACCGGUACUUUUUAAUGCGACUGGGGAGAAACAAGGUACAAAAAAUGUCUUGUUGAGGCAUUGAAUAGGUACAAAAGUCUGGAAGAAGAAUGAAAAAGCUGUUUCUUUACUAGAAAAUGACUCCGAAAAAAUACUUGAGCAGUCUCAGUCAGCAGUUAAGUGAGACUAAACCAAACACAAAAUUGGUCUUGGAAAUAAUUUAAGUAAGAAACCACUGCUUUGUCUCGAAUUGAACAAAACCAAUUCAUUGAUUUAUUUAAAAAAAUUCAAGUUUUCUCAGUCUCAAAAUGAUUGUUGACACAAUUUGAUUCAUAGCCUGCGAACGCAGACAUUUCCGGCUAUCGCUUGUCUCCUGCCGAAAGUUAACAUCUGUGAACCCGAGUCAGGAAACGAUUUCUGUGAUGCAAUGACUUUUGAUUCUCCUUAGCCAAUCAGAUUCCAUGACAGAAUGACACUUGAGUGCUCCUCAUAGCGAAUACCUUGUGCAGUAGUUCUGGGGCUACUUGAGCUAAACUGCGAUUGGCGUUACAGAGAUCGUUUCCUGGCUCUGGUUCUCAGACGUUAUUUUCGGCAGAGACAAAUGACAGCCAGAAAUACGUCAUGUUCGCUAUCCAAAUGCAUGUUGCUGUCCAUCUGUUGAGAACACAAAAGAAAGCUGAAAAGUUUGUAUCAAUAAUGCUGUGAAAGCAAUUCCUCUAUAAGAGAAUGCUAAUUUAAUAAGCAAUACAUUUGGUUGAACUAGUGAUAAUUAUUGCAACCUUGUUCCCAGGGUCCUCUCUCUACCUCAAGAAAGUAAAUGGUUACCCUGGUUAUGGCUGGUCACAUGCGUGCUAGAUUUUAGCAGAUGAUUGAAGGGAGGGACUGGAAAGUUAAAGUUUGUCUCCACUGAGCUCACCUACUGAACCCAGUAGGGAGCAAAAUUUGUAACCCCCCCGUUGUGGAUCGGCAAAACUCACAGCGAAGGCUGACACAUUCGAUGUUGGAGUUCAAUGCAUUCAAUGCUUGGCUAAAAGGUUAGCUCUGCAUUUGGCUGAAUUUUUCCUGUCGACAGUUGGAUGGUCUUUGGAAUUCUUUGGGUGUGAAAAACUUUGGCAAAGAACUUGGAAAUGACAACCACAACAAUAAAUGGACCGCACAGUGAAUUUAAUUUUCUUUUUCACUCGGCGAAAUCACAACGUACUCAUUCAUUUAGAGUUAAAUACGUCGUACGUGCACCUACAAAGGUAGUUUUGGAUUUGACUGAAUUAUUCCCAUCAACAGUUUGACUGUCAUUUCCUUGAACUUGACAUCAACAACGUCUGCGUGCUGAAUAAGCUUGAUUAAGCAGCUUAUAUUUUUCGAUUGGCAAAAUCACAACAGAGGCAUUGAUGCAUUUGUUUAGAGUUUGAUACGUCCAGUGUUUGGCAAAGAGACUAUAAGCUUUGAAUUUGAUUGAAUUCAUGCAAUCGAAAGUUUGACGGUCAUUCGAUUCUCUUGCAGUAAAAAAUUUUGUUGAACAUUUGCAAAAUCCAGCGGCUUUCGUUUUAAAACUGUUUAGUGGUAAAUCCAAUUCUCAGUCAACAAAGUAGCUCCUGCUUGAAAGCAUCCCAUCGAUAAUUUCACGGUUAUUUAAAUCUUUUGGUGUGAGAAACUGAUUAAACUGAUCCCUUGCAGGUUGUUGACGGUUAUUUAAAAAAAGCAGUGAAAUGUAAGCAAAGUUCCCUCUCAAUCAACAUCUCACACUCACAGAGGUUCAGGUUGAGAUGAAGCACUGGUCAGGCAGGAUCUCUGACAAAUAACUUGCUUCCCUUUCAAAAUAAUGUCUGUGUAACAGUGGAACAUUCACCUCCCUAGACAGUAAUGACAAAAUUAAGUUGAGAACCCACCCUCUGUGUGGCUUGGGUUGGCAUGCAUAGACACCUAACCAGCUGUAACCAGGGUACUUUCUUGAGGAAGAGAGAGGACCCUGGGAAUGAGGUUGGUGAUAUUGUCAUACGUACUGUGGAUAAAAAAGUCCAUAAUUUUGAUCUUGUCCACAUUUGUUCCAUAGCGCAUGCAGUUUUGGUUAACAUGCUACUAAGUCUUAUUCAGGAAGACUUUUGAUUGAGACCUUUGUGCAACCCAAAGGACAAUAUCAUUGCUUCUGAGUCAUUAUAAUCACCCUGAAGAACCAUUCGUGGACUCUUCUUGAUGCUAAUUAUUCCUUACCGUUUCAAGCUCUUCAAAAGUGUAUUUUGGUUCUAAGAACAAAAUUUUGCUGCCUAGGAGAAAACCAUGACACACAAGGCCAUGUUUGUUUUCAAUCAGCGUGAGCUAAAAAAACUUCCCCUAGAAAUCUCUGGGGCAUGGGAAAGAGGCAAAUAAGAUCAAGCUCUGACCUAGGCUCUCAUGCAGACUUUACCUUACCCAUUUUAAUUUGCAAGAUUUUCUGGAAUAUAAAAAUAGGUUGCUAAUUUGAAGUUCACUGUCACUUUUAAGGAACCUUGUGAAAGAUUUCAAGGCGAAGACCAAGAAGACUUUGAAGAAAGGUUCAUUAAUGAAUUCAUAGGUAACAUUUGAAUGCCUAGUUUUUUUUUAGCUAAAUCCCAUGUACUAUAAUGCUCUUGAUAAUAAAUUCUGCCGGGAGGGUUAUUUUAUAAUAAGGGUCGACAUGCUAUAAUACAAGCUUACUACCCUGUGAGUGAUUAGUUUCCAAGCUUACAGUAUUUAAAAUCAAGUGAUGUACAUGUAGCAUCUGUUCCAGCCCAAAUUGGCCUGAGGGGGGAGCGAUGGCCUUUGUUCCACCUCUGACUUCAUCACCUUUGCCCAAAUAAGGCAUCAUGUAUACUCAAACUCUUCAGAAGGAAAAGGCCUUGCUAGUAAUACUUAAAGUAGAUAUCUUUAUCUUAGAGGAUAACUGCUGUUUUUUAUUUGAGUAAGGGGUAAAUUCCACACCGAGGGUAAACUGUAACACUGACAAUAUUAUACUACUGAAAUCACUUAAUUGUUAGCUCCCUUUAAUAUCAUUCGCAUUUGAAUUUAGGGCUUACCCUCAUGAAAAUUUUCAGCAUCCACAUGUUUCACAACUGAUCACACAUUUUCACCAACUUUUGGGGACUUCUUUAAUGACUCCAGCUAGAGCUAUGGUUUAGAUGCCAUAAAGAGCUGAUUUAAGGGGUCUUUUUUCUGGAGACCUCAAAAUGUCCCCACUAACUGAACAGACCCCACAGUUCUGAUGUGUUUCCAUAUCCUUGUCCCCGUAAGUAGGCUGGUGUGAAUGCAUACAAACGAAAUAUUAAAUUCUUUCCUGACACAUAUUUGGUCAUUAAUGUCCUACAUAAAUGCAGCAAUCACAUUUUAAAGGUUCUCUUCGUUUGUAAGCCAGAUAUGCUAACAAAUUGAAUGGUUUUCCAUGGUUAACAAUAAUUAUGUGUCCAAUGAAGACAGAUUACAACACUAUUGCCCCUAUCGGAUGUCAUCUGAAUAAAACAAUUUUUUAAUGGUGUUUGCAAUGUGCCAAUGGUUGCUAUAACAAUGGUACAGUGCUGCUAAAAGAUACGUUAAAGCUCUGAGUUUUUCAAAAGCAACUUAAAAAUCAAUUCAGUGACCUAGUAUUUUUUUUUAAAUAUUAUUUAGAAAAACCCAUCAAAAUAAUUCUCUAGAUAGUCUAAUACAUGAUAGGAGAAAAAUCAAUACUGUAGAACUUGAUUUACUUAGGAAAGAGCUGUAGGAAUUGAAGUCUACACUAUAGAUUUUUUAGAAUUUUGUUAGUUUAUGAAUGCGAAAUAACGAAUCUUAUUUGCAUACAAAAAUUUCAGGGUGGGUCACCAAGCUAACUUUUGACAUUCAAGCUUUAUUUCUGGUUAUCGCAAUUUACACUCACAUUUCUGUUUCUGGUGUUGUGUUUUGAAGAAUUAAUGGCUGACUUGACAGCUCAUCCUCACGAGCGAAAAGCUUCACACGUUCUUGUUCAGAGAACAUGUACAAGAGCAUUUCUGAAAUUGGAUUUCACAUUGUUCUGUGAAGUUAUGAUGUGCAAACAUUCCAGAAGAUAAUCAUUGCUUGAGAUUCAGACUGCUUACCGUGAUGACUGUUGUAAAUGUCAAAGUAUUAUGGAGAGAAUUCUCUUGUUGGAUGCCACUAUUGAGGAAACUGAUUUAUUGAUCCAGACAUGUUGAUUAGUAGUUGUUACACUGGUGCCAAAUCGCCAAUGCUAGUUCUCCGUACAAUCCAUUCAGAUCAUAUAUACCGGUAUUUUUCAUAAAGAGCUUGGAGUGUGUUAUAUAGAAAAGAUUAGCAUGUGCCAUUUUCUGGAUCAAUUAUGUUAAAUUUACUUGAGGAGGCCAUAUUUACAACUUGCACAUGAAUGCCAUUGUGCGUGGUAUCGCAUGUUUUUCUUAUACAUGUUAUUAAUAUUGUAGGUAAUAAUUUUGCUUGCGUGCAUCUUGGGAUCCAUUCUCAGCACUGCCAAAAAACCCUUUUGAGCCUCCUGAGCUGCAGAAGGAUUUAAUCUGCACCAGUUUCACUCAUUGAAACAGAUUAAAAAGUUGUGACCAUGGAAUUUAUCUAUUUAUCACCAGGCGAGCCAAAACCCUGUGUGACCAGCCUUUGUGACUUUCCUUUAAUUUUGAUAGCAAUAUUAAUUAAUGCAUGUGGCCAAUCUGUAAGUAGUCUGUAUUUUGUACCUCAGUCUGCAUUUUACCACUGGCCAGUGACUGCAGUCUGCAGUUUGCAUUUGAAUGGUGAGCAAUUUUCCAUCCCUGCGGGCUAGGCUCCAUGGUAAGAUUGUCCCAAACUACUGAUGCUCUCUUGGAAAAUAAUUUUUUAACUGAAAACAAAGAAAUCCAGUUGAAGGCCAACAAAUGUAGCUAUUUAUGAUUAUACAGCUAUGUUAUUUUAGGUUUAAUUUUCCCUACAUUAUUUUCUGUAACAAUGCAUUUGUAUAAUGCCACUGUAAGUUUCAAAUCGAUCAUUGUUCAAGCUUCUGUAUUGUCCACAUGCACACUUUUUGUUACAUGUAGAUAAUUAUAAAUCUUGUAUAAUUAUAUUUAUUAUGUUGUUGUUUCUUUAGGGAGAGGCGUGUUCACAACAAAAACGUUUUCCAAAGAUGAUUUUCUUCUAGUCUACAAAGGAGAACUUGUUACAGCAGAUGAAGGAUAUCGGAGAGAAGACUCGUAUCAUCCAGAUUUGGGAAGCUUCCUCUUUUUUUUAAAGAUGGUAUCAAGUGCUUUUGGUAAGCCUGCUAGGAAUACAGUCUUUCUUUCGAAACACUGACAAAAUAAAAAUGGUCAGUAUAAAAAUUUUUAUAUGGGCAGCAGCCAGGGGACGGCCGCCGGGGAGGCCAUUGUUGAUACAGGAGGUCCCUGGGUCCCUUCCUAGAUCACUACAUGUACACAGCUGGAUGGACCAGAGAUUUGAGCUUACUGACAGUCUUACAUUCAUACGGCUCAUAUAAGGUAUCAGUAUACCCCAAAUGACCAUAAUUUGUUCGUGCCACAUUUCAUGCAAACCCCAGUAAAGUAUAUAUUUUCUGAAAGCUUAAGAAUUGUAGAAAUUACGAAGGUAUAUUCAUUAAAAUGAAAAAGUUAAGGCUUUCUGAAUAUAGCAUCCUUAUAAUUUCCCCAAAGUACAUGUACAAAGGUUCACUAAACAAGUUUGUUUCCGGUUGAAUUCAAGUGGGAGGACGUGACCAACAUUGCUACAUGUGACCCGACUGGCUUGGUCUAACAUGUGAUUGCAAAGAGGGAGCUAACUGCUGCAACUUUUGCGUUUUCACAACUAGUACUAUUCAAGACUAGUGGAGACGUAUAAUAAUCGCUCAGAUUGAAUAGAAACCAGAGCCCAUAUAAUUAUAUGGCUGCAGGAAAAACCGAAAAACCACAUCAGAUGCCAAAUUAAAAAAACUCCUAGUAUUUUUGAUGAAAACUGAAAAAGCAAAUGCUAAGAAAUGGAAAAUCUGCAAACUGCAAUGAAAAGCGAUCUCAAAAAAUAGCCAAAACUGCACAGGACUCAAGCUUAACUUUUGUUACCAGUGGGGUGUCUUGAAAACAAAGACCCCUAAGACCCCAAAACUUGAUACCAUGGGUGCAUUUUGCAGAAACGAGUGCUUUGUUUUUGCGUGGCUUCUGAAGGAUUUGUACUGACGGCAUGUAAGAAGAAAAUGUUUUGUCCGCAGUCUCCAAACUAAGAGAGUUAUCUAUUUGAUGAAAACUCCAUUUCAACUACACCAUAUUUUAAGCUACACAAUAUUUUAAUGUCUUUACACGUGGAAUCUGACUCUUAUGAUCGCUCAGGAGUGGGAAUGUAUUCAUGCAAAAAAUCGUCUUGAAAAACUCGUGUUUUUGUGUUUUGCUGUGAAGGAACAAAUUUAUUGACACUAUUUUGGUGAACACAUUUUCCAUCUGAUGACUGAAAUAUUUUUCAGUCGCAAGUUGGCGCCUGCCUAAAAAAAUUUAUUUCGGACCCUGAGUACUCCUCUCCCAAUACUCCCAGAAAAAUCACGUUUUUUGAGGUGAAAAACAUCACUUUUUUUUUUCUUUUCCGUGUAAUUUUUCAUGUGGACAAUAAUCAUAACACUUUACAUUAUUAAGUUUAAGUCUUUUGUUCGUACUUUCUCUUCUUUUUCCCCCUUUUUUAGAGUUUUAAAAUAUGGAAGCACCCCCUUCUCUUUAAUCUCCCGAGAGAGAGCACAAGGCUAUAGCUCACAAGGUUGACAAACUGACAACUGUACUGUACUCCCCCUUUCCUGAGGUUCCUUCCACCCGCCCUAAAAAAAACUUGUCUUAUUCGGGGGUGGGUGGGGAGGGGGUUUCGAGUUAAUUUGAAAUCAGGACUCAAGUAUUGUCCAAAUCAUGUCUGGAUCUUCUUUGGAAAUCUAUAAAUGGCUUAUCGCUGCAUGAUUUUUUCCGGGGGAGGGCGACAUUUUUCCAGAGGUACUGUUAGAGGCCGGGAGUACUCAGGGUUGCCAGAUGAAAAAUAUGUUCACCAAUAAAAUUUUUCUUUCACAGCAAAAGACAAAAAUGCAAAGUUUUUUGAGACGAUUUUUUGCAUGGAAAUAUUCCUACUCCUGAACGAUCACAAGAGUCAGUGUCACGUUACUGUACAAAGAACAUUUAGAAAUGUUUAAUGACUUUUUUGUUUUCGUAAAAUGUAGCCUUGUUUCAUUUUGAUUGCGUGAUUAUAAAUAUCCUUUUUUGGUUAGCCACACAAAGGGUUGUUUCAGUUUAGUUUCCUUUUCGUCAGCAAAGUAUAUUAAGUCUUUUUCCACGCAAACAUUUUAGUUUUAAGGAGUUGUCCCUGGAGCAAAUUGGAGUUUUAAGAGCGACUUUCUGUAAAUACCACGGAUAGGUGUGCAAGACGGAAAAAUCGAAAUCCCCCAAACUUUGUCACAACAAAGCCCUUUGGAAACUAUUUUAGAAAAUACAAGACUCAGUUCGUUUGACUUAAUAUUUUCCAAAAUAAUAAUUUUUUUUAAUUUUCACCUUCGAGAGGCCUUCAAACCACCGAAAAAUGUGCUUGAUACCCUCGCUUCGUGAAUGGAAACGGAAACUAAUACCAUAACUUUUCUUACAUAAAACAAUUUUAUGAUCCUUCCUUUCUACCUAAACGUUGUUACAAUUUCAAAAGAUUUCAAUCUGAUUUUUUAAUAUUUUUUCAAAAUUACCCUCUAAAUCAGCAUUAUCGCAACCAUCAAUUUUGCCAUUUUUCAACGGCAAAAAUCCCUUCCUGGUACAUGGCUUUCAUUAGAAAAAUGGUAUUCCAGAGAAAGAGCAAUGUUUCCCCUAUCAAUCUGUGAAAUAAAAUUCUGGGGCAAUUGAAACUGCGAGUUUUUACAACGGAAAACAUUUACGGUACUCGCGUGAUUUACGACCACUGAACUUGCAGUUGUCGUGAUGAAUACAAGCGAGAACCUAGACAGCACUUGAAACUCUGACGCAAAUUCGCCCCUUUUCCGCCAGUUUAAACACCAAAAACGAUUUUAGAUUUCACAGUGGUAAAUUUUCAAAAGGAAAAGCAAUUUUAUUGUACGAAAGUGUACUAUGAACUUCUUGACUACAGACACUUCCCUUACGGGCGUAUUUGUUUACUUUUGCCGUACACAUAUGUACAAAACGGCUAAUAGUGUCAGUAGCUAUUCUUUCAAAUGCUCUCAUUUCUCAUGAACCAAAUCGUUAUAGCUAUAAAAAAAGGAAAACAUUUUGACCUACCUCACGUUAUUUGAGAACAGACCCGAAUCCUUUACUGCCUUUAGCGAAACGAGAUUGCGUGACAAAGAACUUUGAGACCCAGGUUAUACCGCGCAGACAGAUACCAUUCCGAAAAAGAAACUCACGCGGCACCUUCUGUAGCUAUAAAAGCGAAAAAUGUAAAAAAUCAAAAUCCUUGGUUUCGUUGACUUAUCUGCCAGAGCGACCCUGCAAGCGUAACACUAAAAAAAUAUUUUUUCGUCAAAAGACUAUAUAGGGGUAGGCCCUUAUACAGUGGAACCGUGAUAUAAAGAACCUACGAAUGAUUUUCUUUACCUCGAUAAUAGUAAAAUAUGCCGUAAAACCUAUAUUAAAGCCCCCUGUCAAAUAACCCCCCCUCCCUCUGAUAAGCCCCCCCCCCCCCCCCCCUCUAUCAAGCACCCGCUUCCCACCCGUAAUUAUUCUUCACUAAUAAAUGAAAGACUGUAUUAAUCAAUCACGACCCUAAAGGCUUCGUGUAGACUAAUCCGGAAUGGUUUAUUUACCAACUGGAAGUUCGGAUUUGAUUAUGAUUUUCGACUGCAUGACCUAAAACUUCCUGUACUUGAGCUUUUCCACUUUAUAUUAUAGUUCUUUAUGGAGAAGCGAUACCAUCGUAGUUUCUAAAUUAAACAUAUUAAGCCCCCCGUCUCUAUUAAGCCCCUCCCCCUCGAAUGAGCUUGAAAUAAUAAGCCCCCCCGGGGAGCUUAAUAGAGGAUUUACGGUAUGAAAAAAAAACCUCGAUAUAACGAAACCCCGUUAUAGCGAGCAAAUUUCAGGGGCACUCAACGACUGUGUUCUGUAAAAUAUAUCUUCGGAGAAGUAGAUAUUGCCUAGAAUUUUGUAUAGUUUGAGGACGCCUAAAAAUUUCUAGAUGACCGUUCCGUUCCUGUUCAAUUUUCGAAGGUUAUCUUAUAAAUUCCCUACGAUUUUCUGAAGUUUAAUUUUUCACAUUUUACAUCCCAGGUUAGGCUAAUUUUUCAUAGAAAAGAGGAAACCUAAAGUGUUCGGAUUCAAACAUGUGAUUGAGAGAGGAAUCAGAAAAAUUCUCACUUUCGUGAUACGUUAAAUUGCAUCUAAAAUUUUUGGGAAAAUAAUACUGAAGCCUUUGUAAUUUCGAAAAUGCUCAAUGCAAGUUCCCCUAGGAUGACCGAACAGGAACAAAUUUUACAAGCCGCUUAGAAUGCAUUUCUAGAGAUCUAAAAGUACUCUGGGUACACCAUUGAAAAAUGCUUUCAAUGAAUUUAGAAGGAAACCGUCGUUGGGUGGCUCAGAAAUUUUUUUAGUCCCUUGGCCCUUCGUUAAAUCGAGGUUCCACUGUAGUCUCUUGCUUUCAUCACGCUCGUUUUAAAAUACGAUUAAGAAUUCCUUACUUGAAUUCUUAGGAAAAAGCGCUAAUUCGUAGUCUAAAAUGUCAUCCGUCCCUUCCCUCCACCCCCUAAGGGGCCACAGCAGGUUUCGGGGUGGGGCGAAGACACUAAGACACGCAUAACAUUUCAGACUAGACAUGGCGGGGCUAAAAAACCUGCAUAACUUUAGAGCACCUCUUGUGUUUAAAUUUUCUUUAGUUCUGGCAGACUCGAACAAGUUUUGCAUUUCUGAGGAACGUUUUGCCUAAAUAUAGGUUAUGGCACAUGUCAAGCCAGAAAAAGUGCGCAGUUUGAUAGAAAAUGUCAAGUACGACUGAACAACGCCCGUAAAAGCGCCCCUAAUGACUCGGGCGGGAGGGGGAGGCUGGGUGGGGAGGGGAAACUCUGAAAUUGAGCAAAGAGGACCUAGCUCUAAGCAUACCGCCUGCUUUUUAGUUGUCCGUAUCCCUGGGCAAUAAAUUUUACCCACAGUUUCGAGCAACUCUUUAAAGGAGAUUGCAAGCCCGUAUAUUUGGGGCCGUCAGGAACGCUCAGCGGUGAAACCAAAGAUCGCGCCCUCGAAAAACUUAUUUUAACUUACUGAAAGCUGUUUUUUCUUGACCUAUUUAACUUAUCGUUAGGAAAGAAGAAAAGGAAUCUCAUAAUUAGCGUAUGUAUAAAACCAUCAAGAAAACUCGAAAUUCUGGGUUUUCUAAGACAACAAAUACAGAAAGUCCGUGGACUGGAAAUAACUCGCUAUCAAUUAUCCGAAGAUAUCCGAAUAUCUCACUUUUCAAGCCCACGUUAAUUCGCUUCAUUUUUGAGGGGAGCCAACAUUAGCCGCGCGACUGUUAUUUUUUUGCGCCUGGGUAUCUCACGUUAUGCUUACGCGUAUCCGUAAGUGUGUCUUACAUCCUACGCUUACGUAAAGGUUAUAUACCUGGAAAGAUGGGGUAUGUGAUAUAUUCACCUGGUACCGCCCCAAGGGCUACGUGUGUAAGACUGUUCCUUUUCAGAUUUUCAAUAGCAAUGCAAAAAACAAUAGCUUUCAGUUAGUGCGAACAGCCUUUCCUUCUCUUUUAUUUUCUUUUCCUUUUUUCUAAAAAAAACGCAGUUUUUUUUUCAAGGUGCGAGGGGCGCGAUCAUUGGUUUCACCGCUCGAGUGUUCCAGACGGACGCAACUAUACGGCUUGCAAUCUUCUUUAAAGAGUUGCUCAAAAAUAUGAGCGAAAUUUUUCUUCAAGGCAGACUCAAAGGUAAAGCGUAGACGGUUUGGUUAGAGCUAGGUCCCCUUCGCUCCAUUUCAAAAUCCCCCCCCCCCCUCCCCCUGCCAGAAUUAUUAGGGGCGCUAAUACGGGCGCGGUUCAGUCGUACUUGACAUUUUCUAUCAAACUGCUCACUUUUUUCUGGCUUGAGAUAAGCCUAUAUUUUUCCCAAACGUUGCUCAGAAAUGCAAAACUUGCUCGAGGUUGCCAGAACUACUGAAAGCUUUGCUUUUAACACCAGAGGUGCUCUAAAAUUAUGCAGGUUUUCUAGCCCCGCUAUGUCCAGUCUGAAAUGUUCUGCGUUUCUUCGCCCCACCCCGAAACGGGCUGCCUUCCGUUAGGGGGUGGAGGGAAGGGACGGAUGACAUUUAAGACUAGGAAUUAGCACUUUUUCCCCCUAAAUGUCAUUUUUCUAAGGAUACAAGUAAGGAAUUCAUAAUCGUAUUUCAAAAUGUGCAAGCAGGCGUUUAUGGAAAGUAAGAGAAUAUAAGGGCCAACCACUUCAAAGUCUGUUGUGGAAAAUAUGUUUUUUUAGUCUUACGUUUUCAUAAUCGCUCUAGCGGAUAAGUCAGUGAAACUAAGGAUUUUGAUUAUUUACAUGUUUUGCUUUUAUAGUUACAGAAGGCACCGCGUGAGUGUCUUUUUCGGAAUGGUAUCUGUCUUUCUUCGCGGUAUAGGUCUUUGUCACGCAAUCUCAUUUCGUUAAAGGCAGUAAAGGAUUCGGUUCUGUUGUCAAAUAAUGUGAGGUAGGUCAAAACGUUUUCCUUUUUUCAUAGCUAUAACGAUUUGGUUCAUGAGAAAUGAGAGCAUUUUAAAGAAUAGCUACCGACACUAAAGCAGUUUUGUAGAUAUAUGACAACUGUUACAAAUACGGCAAAAGUAAACAAAUACGCACGUAAGGGAUGUGUUGUAGUCAAGAAGUUCAUAGCACACUUUCGUACAAUAAAAUUGCUUUUCCUUUUGAAAAUUUACCACUGUGAAAUCUAAAAUCGUUUUUGGUGUUUAAACUGGCGGAAAAGGGGCGAAUUUGCGCCAGAGUUUCAAGUGCUGUCUAAGUUCUCCCUCGUAUUGACCGUAUUCAUCAAUACAACUGCAAGUUCAGAGGUCGUAAAUCACGCGAGUACCGUAAAUGUUUUCCGUUGUAAAAACUCGCAGUUUCAAUUGCCCCAGAAUUUUAUUUCACAGAUUGAUAGGGGAAACAUUGCUCUUUCUCUGGAAUACCAUUUUUCUAAUGAAAGCCAUGUACCAGGAAGGGAUUUUCGCCGUUGAAAAAUGGCAAAAUUGAUGGUCGCGAUAAUGCUGAUUUAGAGGGUAAUUUUGAAAAAAUAUUAAAAAAUCAGAUUGAAAUCUUUUGAAAUUGUAACAACGUUUAGGUAGAAAGGAAGGAUCAUAAAAUUGUUUAAUGUAAGAAAAGUUAUGGUAUUAGUUUCCGUUUCCAUUCACGAAGCGAGGUUAUCAAGCACAUUUUUCGGUGGUUUGAAGGCCUCUCGAAGGUGAAAAUUAAAAAAUAUAUAUUAUUUUGGAAAAUAUUGAGUCAAACGAACUGAGUCUUGUAUUUUCUAAAAUAGUUUCCAAAGGGCUUUGUUGUGACAAAGUUUGGGGGAUUUCGAUUUUUCCAUCUUGCACACCUAUCCGUGGUAUUUACAGAAAGUCGCUCUUAA
Molecule: messenger RNA, 14105 nt
Organism: Porites lobata
Lineage: Eukaryota; Metazoa; Cnidaria; Anthozoa; Scleractinia; Poritidae
Source: the annotation of a GenBank genome assembly